Molecule: messenger RNA, 1886 nt
Organism: Abrus precatorius (Indian licorice)
Lineage: Eukaryota; Viridiplantae; Streptophyta; Magnoliopsida; Fabales; Fabaceae
Product: cytochrome P450 85A
Exons: 9
Coding region: 337-1728 (463 amino acids)
Biological process (GO): sterol metabolic process
Molecular function (GO): iron ion binding; heme binding; oxidoreductase activity, acting on paired donors, with incorporation or reduction of molecular oxygen
Source: RefSeq, a predicted model, not a curated record
AAUAUCUAUUGAGUUUAGUUGUGCCCUCCCUGAAAUCCUUCUCAAAAGGAAACUCCUUUUUCCACUCCUAUAAUCUCGAAUUCUUUUUUUUUUUUUUUAUAUUUCUUUGUGGACCACUUUUUCAUUUUUAAUUAAUCUCCAAGGCCUACAAUAGGGAACGCCACUACCCUGUAGAGUGGCGGUUUUUGUCUAUAUGGUCAUUCUUCUUAUGUGCAAAUGGUAGCUCAAGGACCUAUAUAUAUGUAUGUAUGUGUACCCUUGUGGUGACUUCUAUUGAAGCAAGGUGUUACUAUCUUCAAGUCUCUUGUGUGAGUUGAGUUUGGAGUGGGAGCACCAAUGGCUUUGUUCAUGGCAAUUCUCGGUGUGGUCUUGGUGCUCUGUUUUUGCUCUGCUCUCUUGAAAUGGAAUGAAGUGAGGUAUAGGAGGAAAGGUUUGCCUCCAGGCACAAUGGGGUGGCCUGUUUUUGGAGAGACAACUGAGUUUCUUAAGCAAGGUCCAAACUUCAUGAAAAACCAAAGGACAAGGUAUGGCAGUUUGUUUAAAUCCCACAUACUGGGUUGCCCUACCAUUGUAUCCAUGGAUCCGGAGCUUAAUAGAUACAUACUCAUGAAUGAAGCAAAAGGGCUUGUUCCCGGGUACCCACAAUCCAUGUUAGAUAUCUUAGGCAAAUGCAAUAUUGCAGCUGUUCAUGGCUCCACUCAUAAGUACAUGAGAGGGGCACUGCUUUCAAUCAUUAGUCCCACACUGAUAAGAGAUCAGCUUUUACCAAAAGUUGAUGAGUUCAUGAGAAUCCACUUGAGUGAUUGGGAUAACAAAGUCAUCAACAUUCAAGAGAAAACUAAAGAGAUGGCAUUUCUCUCUUCCCUGAAACAGAUUGCUGGUAUGGAAUCCAGCUCAAUAUCUCAGCCAUUCAUGAAUGAGUUCUUUAAGCUAGUCUUAGGAACUCUCUCUCUGCCUAUUGACCUUCCCGGCACCAAUUAUCGCCGUGGAUUACAGGCAAGGAAGAGUAUUAUCAGCAUUCUGAGUCAGCUGCUAGAGGAAAGGAAAGCAUCCCAAGAUGGGCACGUGGACAUGCUUGGUUGCUUGAUGAGAAGAGAUGAAAAUCGGUACAAACUGACUGAUGAGGAAAUCAUUGAUCUAAUUAUUACAAUUAUGUAUUCUGGUUAUGAAACUGUUUCAACUACAUCAAUGAUGGCCGUGAAGUACCUCCAUGACCAUCCCAAAGUUCUUGAAGAAAUCAGAAAAGAGCAUUUUGCCAUAAGAGAGAGGAAAAAACCGGAGGAUCCAAUUGACUGUAAUGAUCUCAAGUCAAUGAGGUUUACUCGUGCGGUGAUUUUUGAGACCUCGAGAUUAGCUACAAUAGUUAAUGGGGUUCUGAGAAAAACAACCCACGACAUGGAACUAAACGGCUAUUUGAUUCCUAAAGGGUGGAGAAUAUAUGUAUAUACAAGAGAGAUAAAUUAUGAUCCAUUUCUGUAUCAUGAUCCACUAACAUUCAACCCUUGGAGAUGGCUGGGUAACAGUCUAGAGUCACAAAGCCACUUCUUGAUAUUUGGAGGAGGCACCAGACAAUGUCCAGGGAAGGAGUUGGGCAUAGCAGAAAUUUCCACUUUCUUACACUACUUUGUAACUAGAUAUAGGUGGGAAGAAGUAGGAGGAGAUAAAUUAAUGAAAUUUCCUAGAGUUGUGGCACCAAAUGGACUGCACAUAAGGGUCUCAUCUUACUAACUAGGUUUUGUGUAUGUACAGUAAUGAGAUAUAGCAAAUAGUAGGGUUUUUUUUUGUAAGAUAAUGUCUAACAGAGUAGAAAAUUCAACGGAAUUAGCUUCUUUCUCGUCCUUUUGCGUGUUUCCCUCUUCUUUUUGCACCAUUUAAGACCCUUUACU